AAUAAAACAAAACCAAAAACAAAAAAAAAAAAAAAGAAAAAGAAAAUCGUAUCUCUCUCUCACUUGAUCAGCAAAGAAGGGUUUUUUUAGACUCCACCGUCCUCUCGUACUUCUCUUCUUCUUCUUCUCUCUCUUCAGCUGCUGCGCUCUCUCUUUCUCUCUCAUCACAAGAAGAAGAGAGAGAAACAAACCUCCAAACCCUAUCUCUCUCUCUCUAUCUCUUCUCUCCUCCAAAUCCAAUCGCAUCCGAUUCGGCGCCUCGCAGCCGCUGAAUCUCUCUCUCUUCCCCUUUCUCCUUCAUCAUCAUCAUCUUCUUCGAUCGAACGGCGGAGAUUCAAUCCGGAGCGAAACUUUGAGGUAUGCAGCAGGCUGAUCAGACGGUGUUGAGCUUGAGACCUGGUGGCGGUCGCGGUAGACUCGGUGGUGGUCCUCGCUUCGAGUCCUCCUCCUCUUCUGCUUCCUCGUCCUCUUCGUCCGCUUUCGCCUUCGGUUCCUUCUCCUCCGAUCUCCCUUUCUUGCGCCCCCAUGGCGGCGCUCCUCCCUCCUUCUCUCUAAAGACUGGAGACUCAAGGUUUGAGGGUCGUGAACGUGUGCGAUACACUCGGGACCAGCUUUUGCAGCUUCGCGAGGUUGGUGAAGUCCCAGAUGAGAUUUUGAAGCUUAAACGGGAAGUUGAAGCUGAAUUUCUUGGUGAAGAACAAAGCUGGGGACGUGGAGAAAGCAAUCCACCAAAUCCACCCCAGAGCCGUUAUUCUGAGCCAGACAACCGUGAUUGGCGUGGCCGCUCAAGCUCAGCACAGUUUCCUACCUCUGGAGAGGAAAGGUCUUGGGAGGCUCUUCGAGAAAGUAGAGAGCUCGGAAACCGAACUGAUUCUAGACAGCAGGAACCAAAUCAGUUUAAUCGUCAGGACCAACCAAACUCGCACUUUUCCAGGGCCUCUAAUGAAGGGGGUGGUCCUCCCCCCGCUCUUGUUAAGGCUGAGGUGCCAUGGUCAGCUAGGAGAGGAAAUCUAUCUGACAAGGAUCGUGUUUUGAAGACUGUUAAAGGUAUACUGAACAAGCUGACCCCAGAGAAAUUUGAUGUCCUUAAAGGUCAAUUAAUUGACUCUGGCAUUACGUCAGCUGAUAUCUUAAAGGAUGUUAUUUCACUGAUCUUUGAUAAGGCUGUGCUUGAACCUACAUUUUGCCCCAUGUAUGCUCUUCUGUGUUCUGAUCUUAAUGAGAAACUCCCUCCAUUCCCGUCCGAUGAACCUGGUGUUAAGGAAGUCACGUUUAGGCGUGUACUCUUGAACCACUGCCAGGAGGCUUUUGAAGGUGCAGACCAACUCAGGGAAGAAGUGAGGCAGAUGACUGCUCCUGAACAAGAGAUGGAACGCAGGGACACAGAAAGAUUGGUCAAGCUUCGGACACUUGGAAACAUUCGAUUGAUUGGAGAGCUUCUGAAGCAGAAGAUGGUGCCUGAGAAGUUAGUCCAUCACAUUGUUCAGGAACUUUUAGGAUCUGAUGUUAAAGCGUGCCCUGCUGAGGAAAAUGUUGAGGCAAUCUGUCACUUUUUCAACACAAUUGGUAAGCAGCUGGAUGAGAGCCCAAAAUCACGGCGAAUAAAUGAUAUGUACUUCGGCCUAUUGAAGGAACUGACAACGAAUCCUCAGUUGGCUCCAAGGCUGAGGUUCAUGGUCCGUGACGUCCUUGAUUUGCGUGCCAACAACUGGGUACCCAGGCGUGAAGAGGUUAAAGCCAAAACCAUCACCGAAAUACAUACGGAAGCCGAAAAGAAUCUUGGAUUACGCCCUGGUGCUACUGCAAGCAUCAGAAAUAGCCGUGGACUGAUUUCUGGUGGUCCAGGGAACACAAGCCCAGGAGGCUUUCCCAUUUCUAGACCUGGUUUAGGGGGUAUGAUGCCUGGAAUGCCAGGAACCAGGAAGAUGCCUGGGAUGCCUGGGAUUGGGAUGGACAAUGACAACUGGGAGGUGCCUAGGCAGCGGUCAAUGCCAAGGGGUGAUGGUUUAGGUAUGCUGGGUGCUGGACGUGGUCAGUCACCUUUGAUUGGCAAGUCGACAUCACUGAAUACAAGGCUGUUACCGCAGGGUAGCGGCGGACUUAUUAGUGGCAGGACUAGUGCCUUAUUGCAGGGCAGCAGUCCUGCUCGACCAUCAAGUAUUGGUUUUGGUACAGAAGCUCCACCUCUAGUCCCUCCAUCAAGUACUGGUUAUGGUACAGAAGCUCCAACUCGAGUCCCUUUGUCGGCUAGACCUGUUCCUGCUGCGUCAGUGCCUCCAGUUGCCGAGAAGCCACAAGCUCCAGCUGCAGGGCUUAAUCCUGCUGAUCUUCACAAAAAGACGGUGUCUCUUUUGGAGGAAUAUUUCGAUGUGAGGAUGUUAGAUGAAGCGCUUCAGUGUGUGGAGGAUCUGAAGUCUCCAGCUUACCACCAUGAGGUUGUCAAGGAGGCGAUUUCACUUGCACUGGAGCACAAUAGCCCACCAUUUAUCCAACUAGCGGUGAGGCUUCUUGAGUAUUUGUUGUCUAAGAAAGUCUUUACAGUUGGAGAUAUAGGAACUGGAUGUUUGCUCUAUGCAUCAUUGCUGGAUGAUCUUGGCAUUGAUCUGCCAAAAGCACCGAAUAAUUUUGGUGAAAUCAUAGGGAAUUUACUUUUGAUUGGAGGUUUGGAUUUUAAAGUGGUGAAGGAGGUUCUUAAGAAGGUGGAAAAUGAUUGCUUCCAAAUCGCUAUUUUCAACGCCGCAAUGCGGAUUGUUAGUGAGAGUCCUUCCGGACAUAGCGUAUUGGAAGCACAAGCAUCCGAUGUUGAUGCCUGCCGGAGUCUGCUUUAGAGAUCCUAAAAUAUUUUUGCAUUGAGUCCUUUGUUUUAUGUAACAACAAGAACUUGUCGUUUUGUUUCACAUUCAGUGCCUUUUCCUAUUCACCCCCUUCUGAGGAGAGCUUAAGUUAAGUGAUAAGGUGGAAGCUGCCAAGAACAUAUAAUUUUUAUGGAGUUGUAUAUUUUUUUUCCCCCAGAGAUAACAGCACUGUGUGCUUUUUUUUUUCGAGGAAAGAAAAGAAACCAUGCUGCCAUAGAUUUUGUUCCCAGAAGUGGUUGAUAAUGUGCCAAAAAUGCCCCAAAGACAGAAGCCCUUAUGGGAUCCAGAUGUUUUGUUUUCUAUUCCAUUAGUUUUGUACCAUUUUUCCUUUCUCCUUUUUCCUUUUUGUUUGUUGCCUCUACUCCUUGAAAGGGCAUCUAAUAUUUUUUCUUUCUUAUGCUUGUUUUCAUUUAAAUGCUCUUUUCCUUGUUGACAUGAAAGCUAUAUAUAUUCAGAGUCAA
Morus notabilis is the source of this 3316-nucleotide messenger RNA. Its product is annotated as eukaryotic translation initiation factor. The transcript has 9 exons. The coding region runs from base 360 to 2828 and encodes 822 amino acids. NCBI's taxonomy places the organism in Eukaryota, Viridiplantae, Streptophyta, Magnoliopsida, Rosales, Moraceae. The record is from RefSeq and is a predicted model, not a curated record. Gene Ontology annotation, cellular component: eukaryotic translation initiation factor 4F complex. Gene Ontology annotation, molecular function: translation initiation factor activity; protein binding; mRNA binding.